Rattus norvegicus (Norway rat) is the source of this 5909-nucleotide messenger RNA. RefSeq names its product POU class 3 homeobox 2 (gene Pou3f2). NCBI's taxonomy places the organism in Eukaryota, Metazoa, Chordata, Mammalia, Rodentia, Muridae. Gene Ontology annotation, cellular component: nucleus. Gene Ontology annotation, molecular function: DNA binding; DNA-binding transcription factor activity; DNA-binding transcription factor activity, RNA polymerase II-specific. Gene Ontology annotation, biological process: brain development; regulation of transcription by RNA polymerase II; regulation of DNA-templated transcription. The record is from RefSeq and is marked validated.
CCAAGGCAGAAAAGUAACUGUCAAAUGCGCGGCUCCUUUAACCAGAGCGCCCAGUCCGGCUCCGAGAGUCAUGGCGACCGCAGCGUCUAACCACUACAGCCUGCUCACCUCCAGCGCCUCCAUCGUGCACGCCGAGCCGCCUGGCGGCAUGCAGCAGGGCGCGGGGGGCUACCGCGAGGCACAGAGCCUGGUGCAGGGCGACUACGGUGCGCUGCAGAGCAACGGGCACCCGCUCAGCCACGCUCACCAGUGGAUCACCGCGCUGUCCCACGGCGGCAGCGGCGGGGGCGGCGGCGGUGGUGGAGGAGGCGGGGGAGGCGGCGGGGGAGGCGGCGACGGCUCCCCGUGGUCCACCAGCCCCCUAGGCCAGCCGGACAUCAAGCCCUCGGUGGUGGUACAGCAGGGUGGCCGAGGCGACGAGCUGCACGGGCCAGGAGCGCUGCAGCAGCAGCACCAACAGCAACAGCAGCAGCAGCAACAGCAACAGCAGCAACAACAGCAACAGCAGCAGCAGCAACAACAGCGACCGCCACAUCUGGUGCACCACGCUGCCAACCACCAUCCCGGGCCCGGGGCAUGGCGGAGUGCGGCGGCUGCAGCUCACCUUCCUCCCUCCAUGGGAGCUUCCAACGGUGGUUUGCUCUAUUCGCAGCCCAGCUUCACGGUGAACGGCAUGCUGGGCGCAGGAGGGCAGCCGGCUGGGCUGCACCACCACGGCCUGAGGGACGCCCACGAUGAGCCCCAUCAUGCAGACCACCACCCGCAUCCGCACUCUCACCCGCACCAGCAACCGCCCCCGCCACCUCCCCCACAAGGCCCACCGGGCCACCCAGGCGCGCACCACGACCCGCACUCGGACGAGGACACGCCGACCUCAGACGACCUGGAGCAGUUCGCCAAGCAAUUCAAGCAGAGGCGGAUCAAACUAGGAUUUACUCAAGCAGACGUGGGGCUGGCGCUUGGCACCCUGUACGGCAACGUCUUCUCGCAGACCACCAUCUGCAGGUUUGAGGCCCUGCAGCUGAGCUUCAAGAACAUGUGCAAGCUGAAGCCUUUGUUGAACAAGUGGUUGGAAGAGGCAGACUCAUCCUCGGGCAGCCCCACCAGCAUAGACAAGAUCGCUGCGCAAGGGCGCAAACGGAAAAAGCGGACCUCCAUCGAGGUGAGCGUCAAGGGGGCUCUGGAGAGCCAUUUCCUCAAAUGCCCUAAGCCCUCGGCCCAGGAGAUCACCUCCCUCGCGGACAGCUUACAGCUGGAGAAGGAGGUGGUGAGAGUUUGGUUUUGUAACAGGAGACAGAAAGAGAAAAGGAUGACCCCUCCCGGAGGGACUCUGCCGGGCGCCGAGGAUGUGUAUGGGGGGAGUAGGGACACGCCACCACACCACGGGGUGCAGACGCCCGUCCAGUGAACUCAAGCAGGGGAGGGGCAGAGCUUGGGGCUCCCCUCCCCUUUGGUCCACAGUCUUAACUGGGACCUCUGUUCCCCCUGUAACUUCUGAUUGUUUUUUUUUUUUUAAUUAUUAUUUUCCCGGUCCCUUAAAAAGAGAAAAAAAUAGAGAAAUUAAGGAGAAAGGAAAGUAAAAGUAAAACACUGGACUAACCUAUAGCAGGUAGCAGGUGUAUUCAUGGGUUUUGACCUUUGCAAGCGAGUACCCAGGCAAUGAAGUAGAAUGUCUCCUAGUAAGAGUGAAGUGUGUGUGUGUGUGUGUGUGUGUGUGUGUGUGUGUGUGUGUGUGUCUGUGUGUGAAAGAGAGAGAGAGAGAGAGAGAGAGAGAGAGAGAGAGAGAGAGAGAGAGAGGGAGGGAGGAGUCCUGGUAAAACUAAAUAAAUUACCAAAAAGAAAAAAAAUCCACCAAACCGUACACAACACAAAACUGCAGCUUCCCAUGCUCAAAGUUGACACGUGCUGCUGUGUUUAUUUAAUAUGGUCCCCAUCAGGAAAGAGGGAAAAAUACACUUUUUAAAACUAUUGGCAAAAUUUAAGCACACGAAUUUGCACUGCAAGAAAAUUGAAGUUUACAUUGACAAGUUCAACCCUUUUUUUUUUUUUCUCUUAAUACCCACUGUUAAAUUUGAAGCUGUCCUUUGGGUUCUGUUCUGUUCUGCCUUAUCCAGUGGAGAGGACAGAAGCCAGCUCCUGGCCACCCUCCAUUCCAGCGUUCUGAUGCCCCUUGUUCUUAUUGCUUGUAAACUUUGUUUUCUUCAACGCCCCAGACCUGGUGUAACACUUAUUGGCUCUUUUCACCAAAGCGAAAUGAUUGGCUUCACACAAAAUAAAUAAAUGUUUGCAUUCAGGAAAUGUGUAUGGUUUGCCCGCUUUAUGCAAGGCAGGAAUAUCGUUGGAAAUACAAAUAUAAGUGUUGAGCACUGUUUUUUGUUUGGUUGGUUUUUUUUGUUUUUUUUUGUUUUUGUUUUUGUUUUUGUUUUUGUAAACCACACAGUAAACUUCAUCUUCAGGCAGUAUUUCUGGGUAGGAGAGAAAAAGGAAAAUCAAUAGUGAGUGAUCAGUCACUUCAUUUUUUUCAGGCAGGGCUAUUGUGAAAGAACUAAAAAAACAAACAGAAAAAAACCUGUGAGGUUAAAUAUAUUGUCCAACAGACAGAAAUUAAGGACUCUGAGAACUUGGAAACACACUGGGUUCUCUGCCUUUGGGUUUAAUAACUUAAUUAUAAGGGAUUAGUUGUGAUGACAGCAGUGGUUAAACUUUGUUCCUCUACUAGGUUUUAUUUUUUAACAUAAAGAAAAUAACCCAGGAACUCGAUAUAUCAUAUGCACACUGUGUUUCUUAACACAGAAAUGCAUAUACUAUAAUGCAUAUAUAUAUAUAUAUAUAUAUAUUGGAUAGACAGGUUUUUGUACCCAACAGUUCAAUUGUUUAUGAAGUCAUAUUUUGGGCUUUACACCAUCUUCCCCCAUAAGUUAUUGCAGAAAAACAUCAGUUCAGAUUGGACAAAAUUCCCCCCACUUUCAUUAAAACAGACAAAUGAAGGGGAGGGGGCAUUUUCAAUGAUUUCUUUCUCCCCCUUUGUUAAUAAAUUUUCAGUGCAUUUUUUUUUACCUUGUCUAAAUGGGAAAUGGUUUACACCCAACACAAUAGAAUAUUCUGGAAGGUGUAGGUAAGAAAACAAAAACAGAAAAGGCUAUGGCUAAACUGAAAUUAACACCAUUAAAACUGUGAUCAGUUUAAAAAAUUAAAUAGUUAUCAGCACAAAAGGGCGCUAAAAGGGAAAAAAACCUUAAAUAGUUGGGGUUUUAUUUCUUUGUUAGGUAUCAGAUAAAUGUUAUGUUAAAAAAGUAAAUUCUCACUACCAUAAAUUGAUGGCUCAGCAUCGGAUUAGCAUUGCACUCCGUAGUUAAGGUUUUAGGUAAUAUGCUUUAUCAAGUAUUGUCUUUAGAAACUCCUGUGAUUGUUUCAUUUUCGAUGUUUUUACAAGAUAAAUGGUGACUUAUAAUGGGCAUAUUUAUUUGCCUGUAUUUCAUUUCCCCCAAUGAAUGUCACAGGAGAUGCCAUAGAGCUAUUUCAGGUUAUAUCACACUGCUUCUUCCUGAUGUGUGGGGACUGGCCUUCAGUAAAGCAACCCAGAGGAGGGCAGAUGGCCAAUGGUAAAAGGAGGAAAUGAAUUUGCAGAUACUUAUUACCAAGUAGGUAAGGUCAGGAAGCUGGGGUUCCGGGGAUGUGCCUACAUCUUCUCUUGCUCUCUUAGGCUUACAAAUAUGAAAGUUACCACUGAACCUUACCAUAUGUAUAUAUGUUUAAUAUCUGUCUUUUGAAAUGCAGAAAUAGUUUAAAUGUUUCUUUGUCUAUUUUUCCUUUUGUUUUUAAUGCUACCCAGGGAAAUAUUUUCAUAUCGUUUUACGUGGCCUGCCUCAAUGUAUAUUUAUUUCUUUGGAGAAAAAAAAAGGUUCUGAAAACUGGUUUUCUGUAGCUUUAAAUGAGUAGGUAGCAAGAUCUAUAUGGGAUGUCAUUUUUUUGUUCAGUUUCUUUAAAAAAAUGCUUUGUUUUGAUACAUUUGGUUGUGCUUGUGGGGAAAAUAAAAGCGCAGAGAUCCUUAUAUAUUUAUGUUAAAGUAAUAUUUUAUUAUUACAUAAAACAGAAAUGCACAAUACCUUCAUAGUUUGUUCUAAUUAUUGAAAUAUCUUUAUUUUAUUUUUAAAGAUAGUGCCAAGUUCUAAGAGGUGAGGAAGCCCUACCUAGACCUUAUACUGACUGAGCUGUGUAUAAAAUACUUCCCUUCCUUUAUACGUCAUAAAGUUUUGGAAUAAAUUUUAUGCAUAUAUUGCCAGCUUUCAUGUUUAUAACUUCCAGAGGCAUUUUCUUAGUUUUUUUUUUUUAAAGAGGAGUGUUCAGACUUUUCUUUGCAGAAACUACCAUGGGGCCCAAAUAUUGUCUUCACUGCCUUGUAGAAUUCAAUCAAAUCAGUCAUUGGGUUUCAGCUCCAAUUUGUUGGCCAUUUCCUGAACAAACGAAAAAAAAAUACUUGCCUUGUAAAUACAUGCCCAGGUCCCUACACCUUCCCUCCAGGUUAGCUGCUCUUUGCCAAUGGAUUGUUAAGGAUAGCAUCAGUGGGACUAGAUGGACCUUAACCUCUGCCACAUGUCCUUAGGUAAACUGGUACCUUCAGAAAAGUGAGGCUUAGACAGAAAUUAUUAUUCAUUAUUAACAAAUAUCCCUCAACAACAAAAACUCUUAACGAUAUGCAAUAUAUAUGUUUACCAACUGAUUAAAAGUAGAUACCACACAUUAGUCCUCUUAGGUUUACAGGGGAAAGAUACUUUUUUUACAACAGUGUAUCUCUCUCACCAGGCAAACAAACAAACAAACCACAUCAAGAUCUACAUUAAAAGAAGAGGGAAAGAAUGUAUUGGAGAGAUACAAGCCAUGGUUUGUUUCAGAAGGUUUUAGAUAAAGCACUGCACUUAAAACAACAGCAAACAAGCAAAAAGAUAGUCUUUAAUGUUGGUGAAGUGUUUAUAUAUUUGUUGGUGUAUUUAAAGUCCUCCUUGGAACACUGACUUAAAAUAUAAAUGUCCAUUUAGGAAAGGAGUUUCUGGGCUUAUUACUUCUGAUCAUCUUUUCUAAUUCCUAGUCAAUAUUACAUGGGUCCCAAACAGAUUCUGCCAAAUGAUCUUAUCAAUAGUCUGAACAAGAAGUGACAGAAAGAAGAAGUGUUUUGUGACCACAGACAUGCUGAUGGGUAAAAUGUUUAAGCUAGGUAUAGAUUUGAGUUCUGGGUCAAUAUCCCUCCUCUGAAGGAGGAAAGCGAGCCUCAUCUGCCCUCUGCAGGGCGUUUCAGUGGACCCUGAGAAGGCAUUUUUUUUUCCUUUCCUCAGGCACUGUGAACAGACCUGGAAACAUCAUAUAUUAAACAGACACACUAUGUUCCUGACUUGUGUUGGUCACUGGGGUCCUCAAGCUGCUCUGGUAGCUUCCAUGCCAGUCUUAGAAUGUAUUCCCACUUAAAAAAAAAAAAGACUGCAGAGUCAUUAAUACAAAUCUGUGGGGACAAUUGUCAGAUAUCGACAAGCCAUCUCUAUCCUAAAGGCAAAAAUGCAGUGUUUGUGUUUGCUCAAAACAUGCCAUAUUUUAGAUUUUUAUAUAUACAGACAUACUGGGGAAGAAAAGAUUGUAUAUGAAAGAGUAUGUGAAGGUCAUAAGGAUGGAAUGGCCACAACUAAUAUUAUGCUUGGUGUGUGUGGUUUUUUUUAAACAUUCUUAGUUCCCCUGAAGAAAUGUCCUUUAUGUUUCAGAUAGUACCAGUAAAACAGCUGUCCUCGUUCCUCUCCCUCCUGCUCUUACAGAGAAGGCCACACGCUGUCAGAAUUUUCUGGUGAAAUGUUUUUAAUUAAGGCACUUGUCUCUCUAUCUUAUUCCUUCAAAAAUAAAAACCAAUAAAACAACAUAACAGCAAA